Nymphalis io (European peacock) is the source of this 3194-nucleotide messenger RNA. Its product is annotated as myosin-9-like. Lineage: Eukaryota; Metazoa; Arthropoda; Insecta; Lepidoptera; Nymphalidae. Bases 89 to 2926 code for a protein of 945 amino acids. The transcript has 21 exons. The record is from RefSeq and is a predicted model, not a curated record.
UUUAACGUUAUAUCAAAAUUUCAAACGUUUUCAAAUAAAAACAAUUUUAUUCAUUUAAGUUGCUAAUUUUUCAGUGAAUGUGUUUAUAAUGACGACUACUAAACCGCAGAAAGAUAAACCACAUGCUUUAAGCCCGCGCCUAGCGCCUCGACCGACAGCCGCUUCUUCAGCUCGGGCCGCCCACAACGCCAUGAACCGUAAUCUUGCUCCGCCGACACAGCGUCAAUCGCCUAUGCGAUCUCCACCCUCACCAAGUUCUUCGAAGAUUCGAACUGCUGUCACACGCAAUUGCCCAAAAUCUGAUUCUAAAACAGAAAUUAAAAUUAAUAGAAAUUGUGAGAGUGAAGUUCGACCGGUCGUUACGGAUUUUGAUAUGAUACCUGUAAAACAAGUACUGGAACCUGUCAAUUUUACAGAAAAGGAAAUAGAUGUAGACCAAAAUCACACGCAAAGCGUAACAGAUAAUAGUGGCGAUGAUUUACAAUAUACUAGCAUGGAUUCCUAUGAUAGACGAAUCGAGCGAGAAAUUUUCAUGGAUGUUGUAUUAGAUUCAGAAACAGAGCAAACUAUGAGAAAGCGUCCACAGACACCAGUACGAGAUCAAUCACAAACACCAAUACAAGAUCGACCACAAACACCAGUACAAGAGCGACCACAAACACCAAAAAUACCGAGUCGGCCAAGUACACCGCUACAAUCUACACAACGCCACAGUAUUCCAAUCAGUCGUCCAAAUACACCACAACGACAUACACCAACAACGAGACCCAAAACACCGUCUAUGCCAUUAAACUCAGUGCAGCGGCCAGUUACACCGAUUACUUCUCAUAAUACCCCCCCAUCUAUAAAUGAUGAAGACUAUCUAAAAUCGUCUUAUUUCGCAAAACAAAAGCAAUUUCACCGAAUGAAAAAGGAACUUGACAUAAAACAGCAAGCAGUAUUGCAAGUUUUUGAAAUUCUUCAAAAUCUGCGUAACCAAAUGUUACGUGAGGGUAUCACGGCUGGUGGCGAAGGGCAAAAUGAGUUAGUGAUUUUCAAUGUGGCGGACUGGGCUCCAAACGAAGUGACGCAACUAUGUCGUGAUGCAGCUGCUUCCUCUGCUACCGAUGGAGUUUUGGAACUUUUUAAUACGACUGUACCAAUCGAUGAAAGUGCGCUGGCCGAAGUGUAUACAAAAGUAGUUAAAAUUCCAGCAUGUUUUGCUGAGCUAUGCCUUCAAGCAUUUUCUGGCCGACAGGAGAUAAUAGAUUGGAUUAAGACAUUAAUUAAACAAGACGACAUUGCUAGCAAUGAAGCCAUGGAUAAAAUUGCCCAGUAUAACUCGCAGGGGCUCGAACUUUGUGAAUCUCUCCGGAAUCUCAAAAAUCAAGCUGAUGACGCUUUAGCUAUAGUUACCUCGCUAACGAAGCGAGUAUGUAAAGAGCGAUCUACUUUAGUUGCGGUUGGUGAAGCAUUAGUGCGAGAUGUGGCACAAUUGCGCCAAGAUUUAGAAGCCAGCGUUCCGAAAAAUGAAUUGCCGGAAACUGAUCCUGAAAUUGUUAAAGUUUUAGAGGAAACGCGACGGGAAUUAGAAGAAGAGCGUGUUGCGAAAACGGCUCUAAAAGAUAAAUUAGCAACGACAGAGUCACAAUUACGGCAAACGCGUUUACGCGUCUCUAAAUUUGACCGCCAGCUCCGCGAAGCCGAAGCGAGUAUAGCUAAUCUGACCGGCACUGUUAAAGCUCUACAAGAUCAGAGUCGACAACGAGAAGUUCAAUCAGAAGCAAAGGCAAGAAAAUUGAAAGAAUCUCUAAAGACAGGCGAAGUAGCCAGUAGCCAUUUAGCCCAAAAACGUGAUUCACUUCAAACAGAGGUAAAUAGUCUAAAAGAACAAAUUCAAUCAAUGACUAUGCAACACAAAACAGAAGUACAAGAAUUGAAUAACAAAUUAAAAGAAGUGAUGACUGCGCUAGAUGAAGAAAGACAUUUAUCACAAAGAGAAACUGAACAAAAGCACAAUCUCGAACGCUCGCUCAAAGAGAGUCAAAGCAUAAUAGAAGAAUUAAAAACUAAGAUUACUGAGCUCGAAAACAGACAAAAUCCUGAUUUACCUACAGAACGAGAAAUGGAUUUGUGGGCCGAACUUCAAGCUACAAAGGAUAUAUUACGAAGCAUGGAAGAGGAAAUAAAAACAUGUAAAACGGAAAAAGUGCGCUUUCUGGAAACUUUUACUAAAAUAGCGGAAUCUGAGAACAAAUUAGGUAUGCAGCAAAAGUUAACAGCCGAACUUUUAAAUAAAGAAGAUAUAAUUGGGAAAAUGCAAAUUCAAAUAAGAGAUCUAACAAAAAAUAAUAAGCUGUUCGAACAAAAAGUCAAUCAAUACGAGCAAUAUUUCCACGAUUUGCAAGCACACAAUCGCGAUUCAGCAAAAUGUCAGGAAACUGAAAAUGGUAUCAGCUACCAAGAUCUUCAAAAGGAGAUUAUGGGAAUGAAAAUGAGUCUCUUAGAUGCAGUUCAUCGUAAUGAAGAGUUAUCAGAACUUAUAAUUCAAAAAGAUCAGCAACUUGAACAUCAGGAUAAAACAUCGCGUGCCCAGGCAAUUGUCAUUAAGGUACGCGAGGAUCUGAUAGAUAUGCUUAAGGAUAAAGAAACUGAACAAAGUCGCGAACUUAACGAAUUACAGCAAGAUCUUGAGCAUCGUAUGAAAAUUGUAGAUGAAGUAAACAAACAGAUAGCCUCAAAGGCUGAUGAAAUUCAAGAACUGUUUUCGACGUUGGAGAACAAGCAGCAACAGAUCCACCGAUUGGAAAAGAUUGUACUAGCACUCGAGGAACAGCAACGGCGGGCGCAAGCUCAACGCACGCGUCAUGAAGAAAAAAUCGCAGCUCUCGAGCAUGAACUCGCAGCUGGUGGCAAUCGCCGUGAACGGAAAUUUUUAUUUUUUUAAAUCCUGAAAAUUCCUUUUCAAGAUAGUUGAUGGAUAGUUAUAGACUAGACACGGAAGUAAAAUUAUGCUGAUAGCUAGUGCAAUUUUAUGCAGUGGUGAUGUGGUGCAUAUUAUUUCCUUUUUUUAUUACCUUCAAUAAAUCUUUUAAAAAAGGCUUUUCAUUAAAUAACAUUAAUAUUAUUUAAAAAAAGAAAUAUCUCGAGUAUGAAUUGGCGCUAAAAGUUUCGCAGGACAAUCGCCUUUUCUAGGCAAGCUCUGUUUUGGCCUU